GACAAGGCCUGGGCAAGGACAUUUCUGCCCGAACACCAGAGACUCCAAGGUCUCAAGGGUGCUGAAGUACAGAAAAAGGGGCUGUCCUAGUGAAUUAGAAAAACAAAACAAAACAAAGCACCUCUAGAUGUAAAAAGUAAAAAUGGGGGUCCCUGUAUUUGAGGAUGUAAACGAUGAAGCUGAAGAGGAAAAAACAGGGGAAGAAGAAAAUGAAGACACGGUAUUCUUUAAGCCUGUGAUUGAAGACCUCAGCAUGGAAUUGGCCAGAAAAUGCACCAAACUCAUUAGUGACAUUCAUUAUAAAGAAGAAUAUAAAAAGUUUAAGGACAAGUGUACAUUUGUGCCUGACACGCCCAUGCUAAACCAUGUAAAAAAUAUUGGUGCUUUUAUUUCUGAGGCAAAAUACAAAGGCGCCAUUAAGAAGAAUCUUUCCAAUUCUCUGUAUAGGCAGAUGCCAGCCACAAUUGAUAGUGUCUUUGCAAGAGAAGUUACCCAGCUUCAGAGUGAGGUUGCCUAUAAGCAGAAACAUGAUGCUGCCAGAGGAUUCUCAGAUUAUGCUCAUAUGAAGGAGCCACCCGAGAUCAAACAUGCCAUGGAGGUCAAUAAACACCAGAGUAAUAUUUCUUAUAGAAAAGAUGUACAGGACACCCACACGUACAGUGCGGAUCUCAACAGACCAGACAUCAAGAUGGCAACACAGAUCUCCAAGAUCAUAAGCAACGCAGAGUACAAGAAAGGGCAAGGAGUAAUGAAUAAAGAGCCUGCUGUAAUUGGAAGACCAGAUUUCGAACAUGCUGUGGAAGCUUCUAAACUUUCUAGUCAAAUUAAAUACAAAGAAAAAUUUGAUAGUGAAAUGAAGGAUAAGAAACAUCGUUACAAUCCUCUUGAAAACGCUUCUUUUAGGCAAAGUCAGCUUGUCACUGCACUGGUGAGCGAUGUGAAGUACAAGAAAGACAUUCAAAAUAUGCAUGAUCCAGUCUCGGAUCUCCCAAACUUGUUCUUAGACCAUGCUUUGAAAGCCAGCAAAAUGCUCAGCCGACGAGAGUAUAGAAAGCUUUUUGAGGAAAACAAAGGAAUGUACCAUUUUGAUGCGGACGCCGCUGAACACUUGCACCAUAAAGGCAACGCCAAGCUCCAGAGUCAGGUUAAGUAUAAAGAAGAGUAUGAGAAAAAUAAGGGGAAAUCAAUGCUUGAAUUUGUUGAGACGCCAUUGUAUCAAGCUUCAAAGGAGGCUCAAAAGAUGCAUAGUGAGAAAGUUUACAGAGAGGAUUUUGAGAAGGAGAUUAAAGGAAGGUCAUCACUCGAUUUAGACAAGACUCCAGAAUUUUUACAUGUUAAGUACAUCACCAACCUUCUGAAAGAGAAGGAAUAUAAAAAAGAUUUGGAAAAUGAAAUAAGAGGGAAAGGAAUGGAACUUAACUCAGACGUUCUUGAUAUUCAGCGAGCAAAACGCGCAUCUGAAAUGGCAAGUGAGAAAGAAUACAAGAAAGACCUGGAGUCAAAAAUUAAAGGGAGAGGGAUGCACAUUGGCACUGACACCCUUGAAAUACAACAUGCCAAGAAAGCUUCAGAGAUAGCUAGUCAGAAAGACUAUAAGAGAGAUCUGGAGACUGAAAUAAAAGGGAAGGGCAUGCAGGUGGGCACAGACACUCCUGAUAUCCAGAGAGCUAAGAAGGCAUCCGAAAUGGCCAGCCAGAAAGAAUAUAAGAAAGACUUGGAAAAUGAAAUUAAAGGGAAAGGGAUGCAAAUAAGCAUGGACAUCCCGGACAUGCUUCGAGCCAAGAGGGCAUCGGAGAUCUAUAGCCAGAAAAAGUAUAAAGACGAAGCAGAGAAGAUGCUUUCUAACUAUUCUUCAGUGGCAGAUAGUCCUGAAAUGCAGAGAAUCAAGACAACUCAACAAAACAUUAGUGCGGUAUUUUAUAAGAAAGAAGUAGGAGCUGGCACGGCCAUAAAAGAUACUCCAGAGACUGAACGAGUGAAGAAAAAUCAGCAGAAUAUUAGUUCAGGGAAAUACAAAGGAGAGAUAAAGCAGGCAACAGCCAUCUCCGAUCCUCCAGUUAAGAGAGCCAAAGAAAACCAGGAGAACAUCAGCAAUCUCCGGUACAAAGAGCCGUGCCACAAAGCCACGCCCGUGAGCGUCACGCCAGAGAUGGAGAGGGUGAGGAGAAACCAGGAGCAGCUGAGUGCGGUAAAAUACAAAGGAGGGGUUAAACAAGCAACUUCAAUUUCUGAUCCACCAGAGCUGAAGAGAGCUAAAGAAAACCAGAAGAACCUCAGCAAUGUUUAUUAUAAAGGUCAGCUGGGAAGAGCCACGGCUUUAAGUGUAACUCCUGAAAUGGAAAGAGUGAAGAAGAAUCAAGAAAAUCUUAGUUCGGUAAAAUAUACCCAGGACCAUAAACAGAUGAAAGGUAGACCAAGUCUGAUUUUAGAUACGCCUGGUCUGAGAUAUGUCAAAGAAGCACAAAAUCAUAUUUCCAUGGUAAAAUAUCAUGAAGAUUUCGAGAAGACGAAGGGCAGAGGCUUUACUCCUGUUGUAGAUGACCCCGUGACAGAGCGAGUGAGGAAGAACACCCAGGUUGUCAGCGAUGCGGCCUACAAGGGCGUCCAUCCUCACAUGGUGGAGAUGGACCGGAGACCUGGAAUCAUUGUUGACCUCAAAGUUUGGCGCACAGAUCCUGGCUCCAUCUUCGACAUUGAUCCCCUGGAAGACAAUAUUCAGUCUAGAAGUCUCCAUAUGCUCUCUGAAAAGGCGAGUCACUAUAGGAGACAUCGUUCUCGCUCUCAUUCGAGCAGUACUUUUGGCACAGGUCUGGGAGACGACAAGUCAGAAAUAUCCGAGAUUUACCCCAGCUUUUCAUGCUGCAGUGAGGUAACCAGGCCGUCGGAUGAAGGAGCACCUGUCCUUCCUGGAGCCUAUCAGCAAAGCCAUUCUCAAGGCUAUGGGUACAUGCACCAGACCAGCCUGUCAUCCGUGAGGUCAAUGCAGCACUCACCAAAUCUAAGGACCUACCGAGCCAUGUACGAUUACAGCGCCCAGGAUGAGGACGAAGUCUCCUUCAGGGACGGCGACUACAUCGUCAACGUGCAGCCCAUCGACGACGGCUGGAUGUACGGCACGGUGCAGAGAACUGGGAAAACGGGGAUGCUCCCGGCGAAUUACAUCGAGUUUGUUAAUUAAUUAUCUCCCCUUGUCUUUGAGCUUUAUUCUAAUGUAUACUAGACCUAAUCUUUUUAAAGGCUAGAAGAUACUUUUAAGACAACUUGGCAGUUAUUUUACAAUAAUCUCUCUCUACUUUGACAAUUAGACACGCAGGUACCAGGAAGAGGGAAUGACUUCUGGGCUGAAAACAAAAGCAUUUUCAGGAGUUGCUGUAAACAAAAUCUUUAGGUCUGGAGACCCUGGUGCUGCUAACUGUGUUAAUGGUUUCCUUUGACUGGCUUUCGAACACCGCUGGGAAAUGUAUUUUUGUAGACUUUAAUAGAGAUGUUGAGUGUCCCUUAAAUGUAACAAGUCUCUGAAACUUCUUAGCUGUCACUUUGGAACCACCAGAAGCCGAUUCUCUUAAUUCAGUAACACGGCCAAUGGUUUCAAAACAGUUAGCUUUGGAGUCAUUGGGGAAUUUCCAAUUCAAGUGAAAAUUGCCUAAUAAACAUAAGCAGUGGCAGAAUGACAGUUUGGUUACCAUUAUACUGACUGGUGGCCUUAGGGACCUAGAAACUUCUACCGAACAGACAUUUCCUUGUUCCCUAGGCUGACUUGGGUCUAUUUAUUUCUCAUUUGUAUCAAGGGAUACCCUUCUCUCCGCUUACAUCCUGUGGGCCCAAGUCUACGCUUGACUGCACAGAAUGUCAGGACCAAAUGAUGUCACAGCUACUCCGCAAAGGGCAAAGUUUAAAGUCAUCGCUGUUCUUUCCCUAGUAGCUUUUACCCUGCUGCAUGUCACGUAGGUUCAAGCUCUGUAACAUAGGCAGCCGCACUGCCCGUCCCUGUUAUGAAAACAAAAACCGUGGCUGAUAACCUCACAGCCCCUCCCUUUAGCGGCCAGCUCAUCAGAAAAACAUCUUUGGAAAAGUUGCUUGAGAUCCUCUCGCUGUCCUGCACUCUAGUUUCGAAGGAUUUACACCUUUAGGAAAUAGACGUCUACUCUAGCACAUAAGUGGUUUAGGUGUUUACUGAGCAACUUUCAUUAACUUAAUGCCGCCAUUGAUUGAAAAGGAAAGAAAACGGACUAGGAGCCAGUGACGACGCAGUGUACUAGAGGCGACACGUGAGCAAAAAGUCCCCCCCUCCACACCGAGAUGAGCCGGUUUCCCGUUUUGGAAAACGGCAUUCAGAUCUGGGAAUGGAAAUCUAGCCACCGAAACCGCUUAGACUUGGAAAGACUUCCCUUCCACUUUCUUCUGGUUUUUCUUUUCUAAACCACAUUCAGGGGGUAAGGUGAAAUUGCCAACCGAGAUUUUAGGUAUAGGCCCAAUACGUUGUCCACUGAAAAAAGCAACUGUUGUCCUGUCUCGAAUUUGAAAUGAGAGACCUUGCAGGCUCUUUCUGGACUCACAGCCAUGCUACAGCCCUUGCUGGUGGCUCAUGAAGGUUCGCCUGUGGUCCACAGUCUAGAUCACUGGAGAAAUGCACGUCCAUCAGCGACUCUGUGUCUUUCUGAUGGGUUCAGACGUGCAGGAGGGUAGUGUUUUUGGAGGUCUGACUCUACAGACUCACUCUACAGUGAUGAAGCUGGAAAAGCCAAGUCACAGAAAUAUGGUAAAAUGUAUGGAUCUUGGGGAUAUCUCCCUUCUAUAGUAUAUGCAAAGAAAUUAACAAAACAUCCUAUAAAGUACCUUUUUUUUUGAAGUGUUUAGGAGUCCAAAACCAAAUGCUAACUCAUUUAUACUUUUUGAAAAGUUAGCGCAUACUUUUGAAAAUCGAUAGUUUCAUUCGAUCCGGCUAAAAGAGCAAAUAAAGCUUUGUAACACUCGAGCUACAUCUGUAAGACAUUCACAGAAAAAGAAAAGACAGGAAUUUGGGUAAAAAAACUAGAGAGUCUUUUUGAGGGGGUUUCACAGAUUACUACAUAACCAACUGGACUGAUUUUUUUCUACCAGUGAAAUGGUCAGUCAUGAUUAAAUCGACCCCAUUCGUGUUUUGAUAGUCUCGUAGGCAAACCGACAAACACAAGCUGAAAUUGAAACAUUCUUACAAAAAUUUCUGUGCAUUAAAACCUAGGGCAAUGAACUUGCUCGAUUUACUUAUAUUUCCCCCAGACAGUCCACUUUUUGUGAAGUCGUUGAUGACAUCUGCAGACUAAGUGUGGGACGGGUACAGUUUUUGAGAAAUAGCACAUUUGAACAGCAGCAGACUUGACAUGAUGCUUAUAAUUUUGAGAAAAUACCGUAAGGCAGCAGUUUGAUGCUCCACGGUCAUUCUCAUCCACUAAUUUCAAAAUCAGAUUCAUGGAAUGUAGAAGUCAAUAAUUAUUAGGGGAAUAAUUCUCCUAAGAUUGGAAGCUUCCCAUAAUGUUUGCACAGCGGGAUGUUUCUGCUCCCAGCCUCUGGGAGUCAAGGCCUGCUCAGAAUUUAACUAGAGAGCAGUUACUCUACCAUAAAGACUGAGGGAGACCGAGAUGUCACGUGCUCCCGACACCAGAACUUGAUAAUGUCACUGUUACUAAAACUUGUCAGGAUAUUGAGCAUCUCGGCAGAAAUACAGGAAACAUACAUGUAUAAUACCAAAGUGCUAUUUUUACAGGAUCAUUUUUCAAAACUACAUUCUCGAACAGGUGUUCCACUUUGCACGCGCCUCCCCCCUUCAAUUUGGCGACCCGUAUCUCAUACAUAACGCUGGCGGCGAAAGAAGGGUUGGAAAAAAAAUCCGUCUUUUACAAAUCAAGUUAAAGGAGACUGGGAAAUGUUCAAGCACAGGGAGCAUGCACUUGAUUUUCUGAAUCUGAUGCAUUCUCAAGCCUGAUAAAAAGCACAAAGAAGCAGGUUGACACGUGCGUAUAAGGUUCCCAAAACACAACUCCAUGCGGAUCCUGUCUCUCUUGAGAAAAGCAGAGCCAACAGGAUAGAGGACCUGUGUUGUGAGUUUUUGUAGCAAGCGUUUUUACUAAUUCUCGUUCUCUAGGGAGGAUUUCUAUUUCUCACCUGUGGCAAAACAAAUUUCUUCACACCCUCUUGUCCUCGUUUACACAUCCGCAGCGUAGCCCAGUUUAAAAUUUGUAUCUGGUUGUCAGAUCCCCGCGUGGUCCCUGCCUGUUCCUCAGGCUUCCCCCACCUCCAGAGACCACACAGGAAUUUGCCAGCACAAUUUCUCCGGGCACCUUGUUGUGAACGUGGAGGAGGUUGGACUGGCCCCUCUCUUGCCAAAGAGCUUGGUUCUUUGCUCGAAGAUGAUGGAGAUGUGGUGUUGGCAGGCCGCCCGCGGUCUUUCUCCCCCGUCAUCUCCCCGUCGGGCUUGACGACGCUGCGGGAGGGCGGGAAACAGGCUUUUCUCGAACAGUGAAGUUCAGGAGGUACAUACAUCUCUUUUUCAGGUGCGUCCACGUGCAGCGACAUGUUUUUAAUGAAAAGAUAAAGAAAACGUGUGUGAUCCUUUAAUAACACAUCCCCUAUAUAAAGUGGAUGGAGUUUAUACCAAAAUUAUAAUAUAGAUAUAUUUUAAAAAGGUGCCUUUUUGAUUGCCCUUGUUAAUCCAUGAUGGUCUUGGAAAGAAAACCAAGCAAGCAAGCAAACUUUUAUCUAUUCUAUAGUAAUAUUUUAUUAUACACGACUGGUAUUUUUGUGGUGGGGGAGUGAGACGCUCCUGACAGAUCCGGAAGGUGGUAACCGAUUGUAUUUUACCUGUAAAGGUUUAGAACUUUAGAAAACACUGACUUUCCCCAUCUAUUUCUGAAAGGUUCUUUGUGGAUUUCUAUACAUAGUCAGGAUGCAUAAACAUUAACUUCAGGCCUGAGACUUAAAAUACCUAUUGUAAGAUAGAAGCAUUAUGUUAUGAGGCUGAAUUCAUUGCAGAAGAUGAGAUUCACUUCAUAAAUGUCAUUAUACCUUAGCUAUUUGCUUCUGAUAAUCUAAAAGUGGCUAGAGCGUGCAUGUUCUGGGUAACGUGACUCCGAGGCGAGAAAGCUUCAGUUAAGCGAGGAACAACGCGAACUCAGUUAAGAAUGCUAAAACGGAAGUCUCUUUCUGAAGUAUUCCAUGGCCCUUCGGAUCCUUUCCAGGCAGCUGACUGUCAACUGUUCAUUAAAAAAAAAAAAAAAAAAAAAAAAAAAAAAAAAUCAGGACACUGUAUGAUGCUUGUGUGGCCGUCAUUUCACGAUGUCUAGACCGCUGGAGUCCACAAGCCUGGAAGGAUCCCCAGGGCAGACUUCUCCCCAGCUGUCCAUAUCACUUCAGUACAGCCAUGGAAUUCAGAUGCUUUUUGUGUUUGCUACACGGUGUCCGGUUCGCAUAGUACACGCUUCUUUGUAAUCCAGUUGCUGUAAAGAAUGAUUUGCUUUGAAGGUAAAGAGAAAACCGCAUCACAGUCCCAUUUCUUCAGUGUCCAUACAAUGAAUGGUGGAGCCUUUAGAGGCAGCACCAGACCUGUGGCAGGCGUGGUGUGGACAUGUUGGCCUUUGACCUGUGAUGGGAAUAGAGAACUAAACCAGUGUGCAGUGUGGAUUCUGUUUGCUCCAAAAAUGUGCAGUUGUGGUUGAUGACUCAUUUGCAAGGUUAUGCUAACUUUGAGAGCAGACGGUUUGGGUGGAAACGAUGUUUUUUUGAAAUGAAGGGGCUUAUAGAAUGAUACGAUGUUAUGAGCAUAAUUUGGCUUUUGUUAUGCAAAUUAACACCAGCUAUUAAAAUAUAUUUUAGUAGAAAUGCUUUAAUUCAUGUUUUUUUCCUCUACACUGUGAAUCUUUAAGCCUUGGUGGACUAGAGCAACAUCGUGCUGCCCAAAGGACUAACCUAUGCAAACUAGUUCACAUUUUAGUGGAUGUCACAGUAAUUGUGUACUAAGACAUUAUUUCCCCCGGGAUAAUGUGCAACGGCACUGAAAUAACACCUUAAGCCGAGCAUCAUGUGUGUUUAGUAUAGUCACUCACAAACCCUUCAAGGCUACUAUAAUCAUGAGUAGUGGUAUUUGUUGAAAAAGCAAAUCGCCGAUUGAUCUCUUAGAUCUCCUUGAACGAUGUCAGAACAAGAAUGACAGGUGGAUGUGUCGGCCAUGGCUUCAAUGUGGUCACUGCAGAUGUUCUGUGAUACAACUGUGUUCGGAUGCACUCUCUUCAGGGUAUUAUUAUUCUGUGUCUUCUUCCUGUAUUUGUAAGACGUGACAACGCUUUCAUUUCCUAUCUCUACACAUCCGGUUUGCUUAAAUAAAUGCAGGAUAUAACAAAA
Neofelis nebulosa (Clouded leopard) is the source of this 8373-nucleotide messenger RNA. RefSeq names its product nebulette (gene NEBL). Gene Ontology annotation, cellular component: Z disc. Gene Ontology annotation, biological process: cardiac muscle thin filament assembly. The record is from RefSeq and is a predicted model, not a curated record. Gene Ontology annotation, molecular function: actin filament binding. NCBI's taxonomy places the organism in Eukaryota, Metazoa, Chordata, Mammalia, Carnivora, Felidae.